AUGGACGGCAAGGCUCAGACUGACGAUGCGGGCAAGAAUGACUUCUUCUGGACUUAUACGGAAGAACCGCACCAAACGAGACGGCAAGCUAUCAUAAAAGCCCAUCCUGAGGUCCUCAAGCUCUGCGGGCCAGAGCCUUUGACCAUUCCACUCGUUCUAGCAGUCGUCGCUUUACAAGUCUUCUGCGCUUACUCCCUCCGCCACACACCCGUACUGUCAUGGCCCUUCUUUCUUACGGCAUAUAUUGUUGGAGCUACGGCCAACCAAAAUCUCUUCCUGGCCAUCCACGAGAUCUCGCACAAUCUGGCCUUCAAAUCUCCAUUAGCGAACCGCAUACUGGCCAUCAUCGCCAAUCUUCCCAUUGGCAUCCCGUACUCGGCAUCUUUCAGACCAUAUCAUCUGACCCACCACAAGUCUCUGGGGGUGGACGGCUUAGACGCCGACCUGCCCACAGCGCUGGAAGCAUGGUUUCUGGACUCCGUUGCCGGCAAGGCCUUCUUCUGCACUUUCCAGAUCCUCUUCUAUGCCCUACGGCCGAUGAUGGUCUAUCAAUUGCCCUUAACGUGGAUCCACGCCCUCAACAUUGCAGUGCAGAUAGCCUUCGACUAUGUACUUGUCAGAUACGCCGGGGCCAGAGCACUCGGGUAUCUGAUCCUCAGCUCCUUCCUCGCCGGCUCACUGCACCCUUGCGCGGGCCACUUCAUAGCUGAGCACUACGUCUUCGCUCAACACAGCCGUUCGCUUGCUCCAUCGAGCAAGAAAGGCUCUGAGGUAGCGCCAACGCCCGAGACUUUCUCGUACUACGGCGCGCUCAACCUGCUGACGUACAAUGUUGGACUGCACAAUGAGCACCACGACUUCCCAGCCAUACCAUGGACGCGGCUAUGGAGGCUCAACGCGAUCGCAAACGAGUUCUACUGUGAUCUUCCUUGUCACUAUAGCUGGGUGGGCGUCAUGUGGCAGUUUGUUCUGGACAAGGAGGUAGGCUUGUGGUGCAGGGUGAAGCGGAAAGAGGGCGGUAGGAAGGUCGGAGCCGGCGCGAAAGCACAUGUACAGCCUAUAGAAAUAACGCGAUAG
Messenger RNA from Baudoinia panamericana UAMH 10762, 1077 nucleotides. RefSeq lists its product as uncharacterized. The transcript has 2 exons. The record is from RefSeq and is a predicted model, not a curated record. Gene Ontology annotation, cellular component: membrane. Gene Ontology annotation, biological process: ceramide biosynthetic process. NCBI's taxonomy places the organism in Eukaryota, Fungi, Ascomycota, Dothideomycetes, Mycosphaerellales, Teratosphaeriaceae. The coding region runs from base 1 to 1077 and encodes 358 amino acids. Gene Ontology annotation, molecular function: sphingolipid delta-4 desaturase activity.